AUGGGUGUUAAAGAAGCGAUGCUUGGAGAGCCCAGUAGAGCGUCGUUCCUGAAUAAGCCACUGAGACGAGCUGAAGAAGGCAUGGACGAACUGGAAUAUAAUCCUGAAAUGCUCUUCUUCUUCCCUGUGCCCCUCUCCCUCAGCGUUCCUUCUACUUUGUCUCUCUCUUCUUUAUCUUCGCAGCCCUCUCUCGCUCCCCCUUUUACAUCCACACUGCAGUUGGAUGCAGUGUUAGUGGAUGAGAGACUGGUGUUGGACGUGUAUCGGUGUGGAGGAGCGAUGAUGCCCGCUUUAUUUGAGAGUGCUCCGGAGCGGAUGAAGCGGGUACAGUACCUCCGACUAGGUUCAGAAGACGGGGAAGCACUGGAAAGUGCUCUCAGUGUUCUCCCUCAUCUUACUCAGCUGCGCUCAUUAGCUAUACGAGGACACCGCUUCUACGAUGCCCAAGGUGAACCCCUCCCUGGCUUGCUGACCUCUCUUCCUCCUUCAAUCUCCCAUUUUUCACUCCUGGUCCACCUCGAUCUCUCCUUCAACCGCCUUUCGUCUCUAUCGUCCUGCCUGCUCUAUCUCAGUAACCUAUCUGAGCUCCUGCUCUGCCAUAACCACCUGAUCAGCCUGCCUGAAGAAUUGGGUGGCCUAGUGGCUCUGCGCCGUCUCAGCCUGCUGGGAAAUAAACUGGAGACUCUGCCUCCAGAGAUCGGUCUAUUGCAUGAGCUACAGGAUCUGGACGUGUCCUUUAACCAGUUGGCGAGUCUACCAGAUGAACUCGGCCAGCUGCGAAAUAUAGACACACUGGAACUCUCGUCCAACAGGCUUCGAGAGCUGCCCGAGACGUUGGGUCUUUUACACUCCUUGCGGGUGCUGGCGAUCCACAGCAAUGACUUGCGGAGCAUCCCGGAGUCUGUGAAAUCUCUCCCCAAGCUGACCAGAUUGGAUGUAGGAAAUAAUCCAUUGGGUCCCCCGACCCCCCCACCCCUCCCCCCUGCACCAGAAGCUCAGCCUGACCCUCCGAUACCAGAGUUACACCUCGCCUUCAACCAGCACAAGUUUUCUGUGUCUCCUUCUGGAUGUCAUGUAUUUGUUCCUGGUGGAGGAGAGCUUUUGUUUCCUCGGGGCUGCGUUAAGGGCUUUACACAGAUCAGCUGGGCCGAAAAAAAACCAGACAGGAAGUGGAUAUGGCUCGAGGAGCAUGAUUACCUGCUAAGUCGUCCUUUGGAACUGCUUCCGCAUGGCGUUACGUUUGACAAGCCUGUAGAAGUGUGUGUUCCUUACCACAGGACACGGAAAGGGGAGGUGAUUGUGCGCCAGUAUGACGGACACACCUGGAGUACACUACCCACCCUGACCAGGAGAGGGAGCCACAGGCACAGCUGUAGGCCACGAGGCAGACCUGCACGGCUGGCGUGCUGCACUGUGACACACUUCUCCUGGUUUGUAGCUGUUUCUCGUCCCGUUAGAGAUUGUUGCUCGGUAUUGACAGAGGGAACGCUGCUGGUGUCUCGCUAUGACCCUGGAAUCAAACUCAUUUUUCCUCCAAACUGCACCGCACAUCCACGCACUGUUGUACUGCAGGUGCUGCAGGUGGCGCAGACUGAGGUGCAGGAUCUGACUAGAGACCCACAUGCCAGUGCUAGCCCUCUCCUGUGCAUCUCCCAAACUCCUAUCGUUCCCUUCCUCCAGCCAGUCAAAGUGCAGAUCCCCCUUCCACCUGGACUAAUUGGACUUACAGUGGAUACAUCUCGGCUGCACCUCAUGCAUGGUGACCCGGAGGCCCACACCUGGACUGAUGUCACCGCUCAGGUGUCUCUGCACAUCACACAACUCUAUGCCAUCUUUUUUGUCACACACUUCUCAUGGUACUGGCUAUGGUACACCACUCAAAGCUGCAUCAGUGGAGUGGUAAGGAAGGUGUACCACAGACUAAAACAGUUCAGGGUCCAAUUUCUGGUGCUGCAGAAAAAAAAAGAUCUCACACAAGUGCUACUGCAGUGUCUUCCUUCAGAUAAGAUCGACAGUAGAUUAGACUCCCUAUCAGAGCAGUAUGAUGGUCCUCAGCCUUCAGAUGUGUGUAACAUGCUGGAAGGAGAGCAGUUCUUUGCUGGGUUCGAACGAGGCAUCGAUAUAACCUCUGAUCGACCAGACUGCAGAGAGGGCAGACUGGCCUUCACGUUCUACUCUCACCUCAAGAACAUCAAAGAGAUACACGUGUGCUCGGCACAUCAACAAGAAGGAACUGUCCGAGGACAGGUAUCGUUCUACAGAGGUGAGGUUCCCAUUGAUCUGCCAGAGGAAGUGGCUCUUAAAAGGAAAGGCCACGACAGCCAGUGGAUGGCUACACUCCCCCUAAGACUUCCUGGUGCUGACCAGGAGGGCAGUGUGUAUGCAGAGCGGCAGUACCCUCCGCUGAACCUGGGCGAUCCUGAGAGCGGCUACCUGACAGAGACCAACUUGCUGUCUAUCUCAUUACGCAUUAGCCAGGACUGGCGCAGUAUCGGCAUCAACCUGGGCAUCAGUUAUAACGAGCUGGAUCGCAUCCAGUUCAAACACAGAGAUAACCUGGGAACCAUGGUGUUGGAGAUGCUCUUCCAUUGGGCGAGAGGGCAGGAGAAGGCGGGAGCCGGAGCGGUCCCACGACUGAUCGAUGCUCUGAUUGAGAGCGGGAGGCGGGACCUUGCGGAGGAAGUGGAGGACAUAGUGAAUCUGGGGAAAAGAAAGUACACAGAGUCCCUGAAGAGAGUGGGCUUAGAGACAGAAACCCCAGCAACCUCGGCUCAGUCUCAAUUAAGCUGACAUACACAUGCACGUACUGUACACACACGCUGUUAAGAUAAUUGAGACCACUCCCAAGUUUCCUGAAAUGCCCAAAUCACAUUAAUGGUGCUGGCCUUUUGUACAUUAUGUGUUUUAUUUAAAAGAGCCAAUCGUUUAAUAUAAGACACACACACACACUUGUUUUCCGAGUCCAAGCUGUCAGGUUUUCCACUGUGUAAUCGUUGCUAUGGCUGAGCUGCUCUUGGGCUGAAUCAGCUCUUCACACAUAGCUGCUGAAAACACUUCUUUCACAUUUCCUCUCUGGCUCCUGAAGCUUCCAGCAGCCUUGUGCACACAGUCACCGACUGGAACUGGAGUGCACAAGUAUUUAUAUCACCAGUGUGCUGUUUAUUUUUUAUCACUGAGUGUAAAGUUUUUUUUGUUUUGUUUAGUUUUUUUUAACAUAAAACGAACUUCAUAUGUCUGAACACCUGACCAUCAGACCCAUGUGUAGGCCUUUUGUAUACAAUAUUUAUUAUGAGAAUCUCUUUAAUAGCAUGCAAUACGAUUGUGUAUCUAAUCUGUACAGAGAUCUGUCAGAUCUUCAACUUGGUCUACCCCAAGCCACCUUGCACAACAUCAGUGUCUAUCUAGAUGACGUUCUUGUGGGUUAAUGAACGCAAAUCCCUGCAACCACGCUCCAAAAUCUAGCACUAAACCUUUCCUAGAAGAAUAGAAGAGGAUUAAAUCCGGACCAGGAUUUUCAAUAAAGAGUUAUUUGAUGGUCAGGUGUCUGCAGACAUUCUUUAUUUAUGUACUGUAGGGUAUGAGUGUGUGUUGUUUGUAUUACAUAUUUUUUGAACACACGCAUAAAAUAAAUGUGUUGUGAAAGAA
Silurus meridionalis is the source of this 3645-nucleotide messenger RNA. It is a transcript of the gene pidd1, whose product is annotated as p53-induced death domain protein 1. The record is from RefSeq and is a predicted model, not a curated record. NCBI's taxonomy places the organism in Eukaryota, Metazoa, Chordata, Actinopteri, Siluriformes, Siluridae. Gene Ontology annotation, biological process: signal transduction; DNA damage response; apoptotic process. Gene Ontology annotation, molecular function: protein binding.